CUGAACUUUCUCAAGCAAUGAACAGUGGUACGGGCUUGUCCAAGCCUUCCCCUCCUCUCCCACCGAAGAGAGGCCUCCUGCCUAACAGCACAUCAGAGGCAGCUGUCGCUUCCAAGCCCUCGAACGACAGGACGGGGACAGCUCACCGCCCCGCACUGAUACCGAUGCACGUGGCCUCUGCUCACCCACCACCCUCCCCUUCGCCGCCGCUGCCCACGCACAUACCCCCGGAACCUCCCCGCCUGCCCUUGCCUGCCUCCACCCCUGUCUUGGACCCUCCACGCUCCCUGGACCUCCCUAAAGAGACUCCUCCUCCUCCUCCUGAAGACUUCAGGUCCUUGGAGGCGGCGAAGAGGACGGCAGAGCAAGGGUUUGGCGAACCCCACGUGCUGCCUCGCCUGCCCCAGAUCCCCUUGCACAUCCGUAUCCAGCAGGCUCUGGCCAGUCCUCUGCCUGUCACCCCGCCCGCCGAGGGCUCGCACAGGGCUCACUCGCUGCUCUUUGAGAACGAUGGCUUUGGAGAAGACAACGGCACCCUGGGCAGGACGAGGUCCCUGCCUGUCACCAUUGAGAUGCUGAAAGUUCCAGACGAUGAGGAGGAAGACGACGAUGACCGGGAAGAGGAGCAAAAUUCAGGCCCUCGUGUGUAUAUUGGAGAUGUGCCAUCUGUCACAGUCAUCCCCAAACUGGUACCCCAGGUGCUACCAGAGGAGCAGGAAGGAGAUGAAGGGAUGAGCGACUCUGACUCGGAGGGGCCCAUCCUGUACAAAGAUGACGAAGAUGAGGAAGAAGAUGAAAGCCAUAACAGCACGCUGGCUAACAAAGUGAAGAGGAAAGACACGCUAGCUAUAAAGCUGGGGAACGCCACCACGCCGCAGGAGGAGAAGAUUGUCUUCCCUCGGAAGAAAGAAAUUCGGCACCAGAUUGGGACGACGCUGAUCAGGCGACUGAGUCAGAGACCGACAGCGGAAGAACUGGAGCAGAGGAACAUACUUCAACCGAAAAAUGAAGCUGACCGUCAAGCUGAGAAGCGAGAGAUCAAACGCCGGCUCACCAGAAAGCUUAGCCAAAGGCCUACAGUGGCAGAGCUGCAGGCCAGGAAGAUCCUGAGGUUUAACGAAUACGUGGAAGUAACAGAUGCUCAGGACUACGACCGGCGAGCGGAUAAGCCAUGGACAAAGCUGACACCAGCUGACAAGGCUGCCAUCCGGAAGGAGCUGAAUGAGUUUAAGAGCUGUGAAAUGGAAGUCCACGAGGACAGCAAGCAGUUCACAAGGUACCAUCGACCAUAAUCUUCCAAGAAGGGAGCAAGAGACCCAAGAGGACUGGAAGUUCUCUGCCUCCCUCUCCUAGGCAAUACAGCGAGGGUGGAACCUCGGCUCUUCCAAGAUUUGCCUUCAAAACAUAUCCAGAAAAAGGGCUUUCGGCCAGGGAAGGGGGAAUCCUGUCUGAAUGUAGCAUUUCACUGGAACAAACACGUCUCGAGUGCCAUCAGGCUGGAACUGAACACUAUACCUCGUGUGGCUCAGCAAUACGCCUCUGCUCCGGCGCCAGCGUCCCUGCCAGGAGAACCACGCACGUGGGAACCAACGGUUCAUUCCCCGGCUCCCUUUCCCAGCCCGGACAGGCCCAGUUCUCAGCUGUACGUACUCCUUUUUGGGGAUGCAACUCCUUUGUUUUCCCCCUCUUUACCCAAGAGGGGGUGGAGGGGAAAAAAAAAAAGGCAGCUCUAGUGUUGGAAAGCUGAGGAAUGGAG
This is a messenger RNA of Leptosomus discolor (cuckoo roller), 1756 nucleotides long. The record is from RefSeq and is a predicted model, not a curated record. NCBI's taxonomy places the organism in Eukaryota, Metazoa, Chordata, Aves, Leptosomiformes, Leptosomidae.